Molecule: messenger RNA, 1214 nt
Organism: Closterium sp. NIES-67
Lineage: Eukaryota; Viridiplantae; Streptophyta; Zygnematophyceae; Desmidiales; Closteriaceae
Source: the annotation of a GenBank genome assembly
UCCUUCCCACCUUCACCCAUAGAAGCCGGGGGGAGCACCUAAUUUCUGCAUCUGUAUUAGGUGCACUUUGUUUCGCUUCCUAGCAUUCCGCACUUGAUUCCUCGCGAUCUGUGGGCAUUCAAGCCACUCCCAGUUCCUGAUCGCCUAUCCGGUGUCAUCUGACUCACGAUGUCAGCCACCGCCAUGUUAACAUCCGCGACCCUCAACCCCCCCAACUGCGCGCAGUUAUCCAGCCCGCAAUCAGGCAUCGCUGGCGAAGCGGCCCAACAGCUGCUGCUGCGCGUUCGCUUCAGAAGCGCAGCAUGCGCGCGAUCAGCCGUAGCGCGAGCGGGAUCAGUGCGCGCGGCGGUAGAGGCGGUGCCGCCAGCGGAGACGCCAUCGGCGCAGAAGAAGUCGAUCCGGCCGGGCGAGAAGAAGGGGUUCAUCGAGGAAAUGCGCAUCCGCGCCAUGAAGCUGCACACCAAGGAUCAAGCGAAGGAGGGCGAGGAGGAGACGAAGGAGCGGCCGCUGGCCAAGUGGGAGCCGACCAAGGAGGGGCUGGUGCAGUUCCUCGUCGACAGCAAGGCCGUCUUCGACGCCAUGGAGACCAUCGUGCGCGACGGCGACCUGCCCGUCUACCGCAAGUUCGUGAACACGGGGUUGGAGCGCAGCGACGCGUUGGCGAAGGACCUGGCGUGGUUCGAGGCGCAGGGCUUCGCCAUCCCGCCGCCCGACGAGGCUGGCUCCUCGUACGCCAAGUACCUCACCGACCUGGCGCGCACCGACACGCCCGCCUUCAUCUGCCAUUUCUACAACGUCUACUUCGCGCACUCCGCCGGCGGGCGCAUGAUCGGCCGCAAGGUGUCGGAGAUGCUGCUGGAGGGGCGCGAGAUGGCGUUCUACCAGUGGGAGGGCGAGCUGCAGGACCUGCUGGCGGCUGUCAGGGAGAAGCUCAACGAGGUGUCGGAGGAUUGGACAAGGGAGCAGAAGGACCACUGCUUGGACGAGACAGAGAAGUCCUUCAAAUAUUCUGGCCAAUUGCUGCGUCUUCUCAUCUCCUAGACUCUGCUGUAGUGCCACAAUACCAAUUGCAGACGUAGUACCAAAUAUUGCUAGAACUGAUCCAGCCAGCCAUAAUCUUCUUGAGCUGUUUCUUCUACUGGGCUAGAGCAGCUUCUACAUGAUCAUGUACAGUUGACAUUAUGACAACAUCACUACGUGCUUCCAGUUCUUUG